This is a messenger RNA of Cryptococcus deneoformans JEC21, 2411 nucleotides long. RefSeq lists its product as hypothetical. The record is from RefSeq and is a predicted model, not a curated record. The coding region runs from base 214 to 2226 and encodes 670 amino acids. NCBI's taxonomy places the organism in Eukaryota, Fungi, Basidiomycota, Tremellomycetes, Tremellales, Cryptococcaceae. Gene Ontology annotation, molecular function: protein kinase binding. Gene Ontology annotation, cellular component: cytoplasm. The transcript has 3 exons.
GUAGCGUAUACACUUUGGGACCCCUAUAUGCUUCUUUUCCGAACACUUUCCGAAGUCCAGAAUGGGUCUUCUAAUUGAAACGAGCGAACGCUGAUGGUCAGUAUGGCCGCUGCAUGCACACGAAUCUGGCGCAAUUACCGGUAGCUGUGCCGAACACCUUUGUUGUUGUCGUCGUCUCUUUCAUUUGCAUCUUCGUCAACAACUGCCACAAAAAUGUCUCUCUUCUUCGCCAACUCAGACACACCCCAGCCAGACCCGAUCUCGGGCGCAGAUUACUUGUCCAAACUCCACAAGUUUCUCAAGUCGAACGCUCCCCGGCUCGCACCCUCGGCACCUCGGAACACGUCAAGAAACCUCACUCCAUCAAUAUGGCAGCAAGGCUAUACCGUUUUGACUCUCGGUCUCGACCCUAAUUCGGCUCCUGUUAGAAAUACUAAAGGCUCAAUGGGUUUGGGCUUUGGGAUGCCAAGUACGAAGAGGACACCGCCACCCAAGCCAUUACUGUUGCGAUUACCUCCUGAUCGGCUACUGUACCUUUUAUUACGGUGGCAAGCCCUUCCUCAGUCGCUGCCCCAUGUUGGAAGGACAGAUAUUCCGAUAGAGGAAGGGGUUGUGAUUGCAGCAAGAGGUACGGAGGGCGAAGGCAGAGGCAAAGAAGGAGAUGUGAGAAGCGUUAGGAGCUGGGUCGGGAGUAUCAGGAGUGUUAGUGGGACUCUGGUUGGUGGUGGACAAAAUAGAGGAUGGUGGGGAAGUAAACAGGCUGUGAACGAAGACGAGCUGUUGCUGUCGCUCUACUCCAUGUUCACCCUCAUUCCGGCCUUGCUCAUUCACCCACCCAACAUAUCUGAGCCACCCAUAGCAGAACUAGUUGAGGCUGGCGGAUACACACAAUUAGGCGGUAUUGAUGUUCGAGUUCCCUUGGAUGUUUUGAGAAAUCUCCAAAUCUUGGAGUUGGAACAUUACGACCCCAGAGCCUUGCUCAUACCAUCCAAUCCUGGGAUGCGCAGUCUCACCGUACGAGACGUUUCCGAUGGUGACGAAUGGAUCUAUGAGCUUCUUACUAUCCCUUCAAAUAACAGCACAGAACCCCAGCCACGUUUCCCCAAUUUACAUCAUCUGUCUCUUUUAUCAGCCUCGUUGCUCACCUUCCCAACCCUCCCACUCGAGUCCUUGACCCAUCUCGAUUUGUCUUAUAAUCUCCUCGACGCUAUCCCUUCGACCUUGUCUUCCCUUACCAACCUCAAAUCGCUGAAUCUCUCACAUAACCUUAUCACUUCUCUUCGCAAUGCUCCGGCGUCAGUAGGUCAGAUCAGCUCUAUCAAUCUGUCACAUAACCGAAUCGACUGUAUCGUUGGGCUUGAUCGAGCUAUGGCUCUAUCGAGGGUUGAUUUAAGAUCAAACGUAAUCUACGAUGUCGGCGAAAUUGGCCGUCUCGCACUCCUUCCCGAAAUCCACGAAAUUUGGUGCGCCUCCAAUCCCUUCGACGCACCGACUGCGUAUCCUCCAGAACCUGCUGAGAGCUGGCGAGUUGAGCUUGGACGGACUUUCAGGGAAGAAGGGAAGGAUAUAAUUCUGGAUGGCAUUGCAUGGACAUGGAGUGAAGAGCGGAAGAUUGAAGCGGGGUUGAUCAGUCGCGGUAUAGGGGCGAAUGGACUUGGAGGUAGAGGGUAUGAAAGAGGAUGGGCCAAGCCACAUUAUGGUACACAGACACACGAAGACGUUUCGCCUGGACGACCUCCCGUCGCCCAUCGGCGAUCAGCCACUCACACCCAUACCACUGCCCGCUCAUCCUCCCCUACUCUCCCUCCUUCCCAAUCUUCGUCCCCUCGCACUCGCUCGCCCCAUGUAUUACCAUCGCCUUCAUUCCCACAUGGACCCUCGCAAUUGCGAGAAACGUCGACUGUUUCACAUCCGGCCAGUGGAAAGUCUGGUAAAGGCAGGAAGAAAGGCAGGAGAAGGGUUAUCAAUCUUGAGGGAGACGGGAAUGAGGAUGAUAGCGGAGCAGAGAAUGUUAGAGAGAGGGAGAGGAAUUUGGGUGACGUGCUAGAAAAGGGCCUGGGGGAUGACAAUGUGAAGAAUGGGGGAGAGUUCCAAGGCAGUAAUGGGUCCGCGCAUGAGAAUGGAAGAGAACAGUCAUCGGCGCCAGCUGCCGUCACAGAAGUCAAGGUGGUAAAAAAGAAGAAGAACAAGAAGAGAUCAAAGGAGCCUUCAACUGCUGGAGGGUAAGCAAGAACUUCGUAACGUCUCGAUAGCCUGUCCAUACAGUGAUAGGGAAUGGCUUUGUUUCCGUUAUAGAGUUGUUGUACUGUCACCAGCAUACGUAUAGACCUGUGCAUUAUAAUAAUGUAUAAUCGGACUCUAGGUAUCUAAUACUUGAUAUAAUGACGCAUACUUCGACUUUUGUUUGAACA